This is a messenger RNA of Talaromyces amestolkiae, 1767 nucleotides long. RefSeq lists its product as uncharacterized. NCBI's taxonomy places the organism in Eukaryota, Fungi, Ascomycota, Eurotiomycetes, Eurotiales, Trichocomaceae. The record is from RefSeq and is a predicted model, not a curated record. Gene Ontology annotation, molecular function: CoA-ligase activity. Gene Ontology annotation, biological process: secondary metabolic process. The transcript is spliced from 2 exons. The coding region runs from base 1 to 1767 and encodes 588 amino acids.
AUGGUAAUCAAAUCGCUAUACACAAUCGACAUUCCGCAACACAGCUUUCCCACCCUGAUUUUCGGGGAUCCAGCAGACGUUCUCCCAGACGACAAGCCAUAUCUCCUCGAUCAUGCCAAUCCCGAAACGCGAAAUCUCACUCGCCACACAUUUCGACUAUGGAGUCAACGAUUCGCUGCCGGUUUGCAAAGAGCCGGCCUGAACAAAGGCGAUAGGGUGGUUGUCUUCGGCACAAACAAUCUUUUCUACCCAGUGGUAUUCAUGGGCGUGAUAAUGGCUGGUGGUAUAUUCAGUGGCUGCAAUCCAACAUAUUCGGCGCUGGAAUUGGCACAUCAAAUCAGAGAUUCAGAUCCGAGGUUUGUCAUAAGUCAAGACGGUGAUGCGAUGAAGACAUGUCUAGAGGCCGCGAGGAAAGUGGGAAGGGGUCAUGAGAAGCGAACGUUCGUACUUGACGAUCGCCACUUCGAUCUUAAUGAUUUCACAAAGGUUCAGCCACAAGAUGGAGACCUUGGCUGUCGUCAUUGGAGUUCAUUGAUCGUAUCAGAAGCAGAAGGUGGAAAAUUUGUAUGGGAUCCCUUGAUGGGCCCCAACGAAGCUCGAGAUACUACCAUGGCAUUAAACUACUCCUCAGGCACCACCGGUCUCAGCAAAGGUGUCGAAAUCACACACGGCAACUACGUCGCAAACGUCUUACAGUACCACAACCACAUGAGCCAAGAUGUGGAUUACGAGCUAAAACACCGAAGUAAAGAGCAAUGGCUCUGUUUCCUGCCCUUAUAUCACGCAAUGGGUCAAAUGUUAAUGUUGGGGGUGGCACAAUACCGUCGCACGCCCGUUUAUAUCAUGGAGAAAUUCGAUUUCGAGACGGUUUUGCGGAAUGUUGAAAAGUAUCGCAUCUCGCAUUUGAUUCUCGUACCGCCGGUUGUGGUCAUGCUUGCUAAGCGACCGGAGACCAAGAAGUACGAUCUUUCUUCUGUGCGAUUUAUUGGAUCCGGAGCUGCGCCGUUGAGUCGAGAGGUAUCGGAAGAAGUUGAGAAUCUGUGGCCGAAGGGUGUAGUCAAUAUUAAGCAGGGAUGGGGGAUGACCGAAUGCACAUGCGCAUGCCUAGCCUGGGAGCCAGGCAAAAUCAGCAAAAGCCACAGCGUAGGCUGGCCCAAUGCCAACUCUGAAGCGAAAAUUAUGUCCUUACCGGACGAGUUUUCAAGUGGACCAUCUUCUAAUACAUCUGAGGCCAAAGAGUUGGGACCAAACCAAGACGGUGAGCUCUGGGUGCGAGGACCACAAGUAAUGAAAGGAUACUGGAGAAACCCCAAAGCAACUGCCGAGACUUUGACACCAGACGGAUGGCUACGAACGGGUGAUAUUGGUUAUUACGACGAGGAGAACAAAUUCUUCAUUAGUGGGCGGUUGAAAGAACUCAUCAAAGUGAAGGGCAUGCAAGUAGCACCUGCAGAACUAGAUGGUGUCUGUCUCGAGAGUGAGGGAGUCGCCGACGCAGCUGUUGUGGGCGUUACAAUCAAUGGACAAGAACAUCCUCGAGCGUAUAUUGUACUCAAAGAGGGGGUUGCAGCAACCAAAUCGACGGCGGACCGGAUAGUCGAAGAAGUGAAUGCGAAACUCUCCCAGCACAAGAGGAUAACUGGUGGUUUGGUGUUUGCCGAGGCGUUGCCAAAGAAUCCCAGUGGGAAGAUAUUGAGACGGUUUUUGAGAGAGCGUGCGCAGAAGGAGGUGCAGUCAGAGCAAGGAAUAAUCAAGGCAUCGCUGUAA